AUGGCCAAGGGCCUUCGAUGCACGACUCACCGCAUCUUCCUCGCCACCUUGAUCCUUUCGGCCAAGUACCUCAACGACAGCAGUCCCAAGAACAAGCACUGGGCCAACUACAGCGUCAUUUCCAACUCAAUCUACAACUUUGGCUUCUCGCGGACCGAAGUCAACCUGAUGGAGAAGCAGCUCCUGAACCUGCUGAACUGGGAGCUCAGGAUUACAGAGCAAGAUCUCUACCGGGAGCUCGAUGGAUUCCUUGCCCCUAUCCGCCUGGAUAUCGAGGACCGUCACAUCAGGAGACGGCGCCGCAAGGCCGAGGAGCGGGCACGGAAGAGGAGAGAGGCUGCCGAGGCGGAUGCUUGGGCUGCUAUCCAACAACAACAACAGCAACGCAGCUACCCUACUCCACCUUACAGCCGGGGCAACUCGCGGAGUCCGGUCCGGGAUCUGUCCCCUCCUGCACUUAGCUACAGCUCCGGGGCCCCUUCAUAUGCCGGUAGCAUCGCAUCAUCGAGGAUGCAAUCCCGAGCUACCACCCCGAUGUCUCCUCCCGAUGUCGAGGCUACCCAGCCAUACAUCAUUGAAGCCCAGGACGGCCUUUACGACUCGCCGGCCGAGAUCGUACCACCCGCUGUGCCUGCCAAGGACAUCUAUUCUCACCGCCAGGGGCUGACCAGUAAGGGUAGCAACAACCUCUUACCUUACGAGAUCAGUGCCGAUGACCUACAGGCAAUGCAGGACCACCAGACUAAGACGAAGAGGAUCAGGGGUGUCUUAGGACGGGUCUUUGGAGGCGUAGUCACGGUGCGAUAA
Molecule: messenger RNA, 807 nt
Organism: Penicillium maclennaniae
Lineage: Eukaryota; Fungi; Ascomycota; Eurotiomycetes; Eurotiales; Aspergillaceae
Product: cyclin family protein
Exons: 1
Coding region: 1-807 (268 amino acids)
Biological process (GO): regulation of cyclin-dependent protein serine/threonine kinase activity
Cellular component (GO): nucleus; cyclin-dependent protein kinase holoenzyme complex
Molecular function (GO): cyclin-dependent protein serine/threonine kinase regulator activity; protein kinase binding
Source: RefSeq, a predicted model, not a curated record